AUGAGAUUGCUGAUCAUUACACUACUGGCUGUCGGAGCGCUCGCUUCCAAUGAUGAACUGUGGCACCAUUGGAAGCGUCUGUAUAAGAAAGAGUACAACGGUCCUGAUGACGCAGUUCGACGAGCCAUUUGGGAAGAGAAUGCUGAGCACAUCAAACAACACAAUUUGCACCAUGAUCUGGGCUUGGUGACCUACAGUCUGGGAUUGAAUCAGUUCACCGAUUUGACGUUUGACGAAUUCAAAGAGAAAUACUUAUUGGAAAUACCGUUAAACUUAGUUUGA
Messenger RNA from Echinostoma caproni, 282 nucleotides. Lineage: Eukaryota; Metazoa; Platyhelminthes; Trematoda; Plagiorchiida; Echinostomatidae. The record is from the annotation of a GenBank genome assembly.